CCUCCAUAUCAGAAAUGUUAUAAAAAAAGCAAAGAGUUUGAUAAUUAAGAAGAAAAAAAGAAGGCACGUUAUUAUGGAAAGGAAUUGCAAGGUGUGUGUCACCGGUGGUGCUGGUUAUAUUGGCUCCCUCCUAGUCAAAAAGCUUUUAGCAAAGGGCUACACCGUUCAUGCUACUCUUAGAAGCUUGAAGGACGAGAGGAAAGUAGGACUUCUAAGAGGGUUCCCUUAUGCAAAUACUAGACUUGUGUUAUUUGAAGCUGACAUAUACAAACCAGAUGAGUUUGGGGUUGCAAUUGAAGGUUGUGAGUUUGUAUUUCACAUUGCUACUCCCUUUCAACAUCAAAUUCAUUCACAGUUUAAGAGUGUAGGUGAAGCCGCAAUAGAAGGGGUAAAAAGCAUUGUUAGGAAUUGUAUAAAAUCAGGAACAGUGAAGCGUUUGAUUUACACAGGCAGCGUGGUUGCUUCUUCUCCGGUGAAGGAAGAUGGAAGUGGUUACAAAGACUUCCUUGAUGAAACUUGUUGGACGCCUCUUCAUUCUUCUCUCCCCUCUCUCCAUCUGGAUUAUGUUGAUUCAAAGACAUUGGCUGAGAGAGAAUUAUUAAUGACUUAUGGUAAAGAUGAAAAUGGAAGUGGUGGAGUUGAGGUGGUAAGUCUAGCUUGUGGCCUAGUGGGAGGGGAGGGUCUUCUCAAUUACAUAUCCUCAAGUGUUGCAGUGAUUAUCUCUCCGCUUAAAGACAAUGAAACCGCAUAUCAAUCUUUGAAGUUCUUAGAAGAUUUAUGUGGAAAAAUUCCACUAGUCCACAUUGAUGAUGUUUGUGAAGCACAUAUCUUUUGUGCCGAGGUUCCAUCUAUCAAUGGAAGAUUCUUGGUUGCUAACUCAUAUGUAUCAUCAGCUGAAAUAGCAAAGUAUUAUUUUCAAAACUAUCCACAAUUUAAUUUGAAGGAGAAGUAUUUGGAAGGCUCAAACAGGCCAAUCAAAUGGGCCUCAACAAAGCUUACAGAUAAAGGAUUUGCUUACAAGUAUGAUUUCAAGAUGAUAUUGGAUGAUAGUAUCAAAUCCGCAAGAAGAACAAGCGACCUUAGUCUCUAAUAAUAUAUAUAUACACAUUACGAUAUAUUAAGUUAUUAUAUGGACUUAUGAUCAAAAUAGAUCACAUAUAGUUUAUUUAGGUGCAAGAGAUGUUUGUAAUUUUCCAACAUUUCAUUUCAUCAACUUUUAUAAAUAAUUAAAUUGUAAGCUUUUA
This is a messenger RNA of Cicer arietinum (chickpea), 1244 nucleotides long. Its product is annotated as NADPH HC-toxin reductase 1-like. Gene Ontology annotation, molecular function: oxidoreductase activity, acting on the CH-OH group of donors, NAD or NADP as acceptor. NCBI's taxonomy places the organism in Eukaryota, Viridiplantae, Streptophyta, Magnoliopsida, Fabales, Fabaceae. The record is from RefSeq and is a predicted model, not a curated record.